Arabidopsis arenosa is the source of this 712-nucleotide messenger RNA. NCBI's taxonomy places the organism in Eukaryota, Viridiplantae, Streptophyta, Magnoliopsida, Brassicales, Brassicaceae. The record is from the annotation of a GenBank genome assembly.
CAAUUACAUUGUUAAUAUGUUUCUUGUUGGCGACAACACAAAUUUCUAGCGAGCUUAGAGGAUAUCCUCUCUGGCUUGUUCGGAGAUCGAUCUCCUCUGAUGGUGGCUGGUGGAUUUCAGAGAUUUGCCGGCGUUGGUGAACAUGUGUUCGCCUCUUCUCCGACUUCGUUUUUGGCUCCUUCCGCUUGGAUGUGCUUUUCCGGUGAUGGUUCUUACUUCUAUGUCUCAGUGUUGUUUUCCCAUCGCUCGACGCGGCAUUGCUCCGGUGGUCUGAUGGUCAACCACGUUGGCUGGUGGUGCGGCUGGCGGUGCCUUGUUUUCCGGCGAAGCUGCGACGUCUCCGUUGUGGCGGGUCCGAUGUGGCUCGGACGGGUUCUUUGUUCUGAGACCAAUGGCGAGAGCCCCUUGCUUUUCCAGCGAAGCUGCGGUGGUAAUAGUUGUGGCGGGACUGAUGUGGCUCGGAGUUACUUUGCUCAUAGGCUGAAGCGAAGCUGGUUCUCUAUCGACCUUGGCUCUAGUGUUGCAGCUCGAGUUUUCUUUGCUGUCGGGGUUCUACAUUUUGGAAGUUUGUAUCUCCGAGGUGGUGGCACUUGUUAGUGUAAAUUCUUUCAAUAUGGCUUGUCUAUGCAGAUUUUGGUUUUCUGCUUUCUUUGUUGAGUCUUCGUGUUAUGUAAAAAUUCAAAAAUUGGUAUAAUAAAUCUUCACCUGUUUA